Molecule: messenger RNA, 2796 nt
Organism: Scatophagus argus
Lineage: Eukaryota; Metazoa; Chordata; Actinopteri; Scatophagidae
Gene: edn3b
Product: endothelin 3b
Exons: 4
Coding region: 325-819 (164 amino acids)
Biological process (GO): regulation of vasoconstriction; regulation of systemic arterial blood pressure by endothelin; intracellular calcium ion homeostasis
Cellular component (GO): extracellular region
Molecular function (GO): hormone activity; endothelin B receptor binding
Source: RefSeq, a predicted model, not a curated record
GACUUGGAGGAGCAUCACCACUCUGUUAAAGCGAUCACCUUUACGAGGCGAAUUUUGCUGGAGAGCAAUUUGUAGGAAGGAAACCGCAGUUUCCUCCCACUUCACUGCGCGCCACACAGGUAGGAUUUAUGACAACAAGCUAUAAGUAUGAAAGAAAGUGCGCGACAAACAUCUUCUGAACCCGACGUGUGGACCAUAUGAGAUGAGCAGCAGGCGGACAUCUACCUUGAAGUUGAUGGAUUUUCACUCGAUGCUGGCGGGAGAUUAAUUUGACAAGUGCGCUGCAUCCUCAUCAGGCUAUGGUUCAUUUUGGGAAUAUCUGACAUGGCAAGGAUAUUAUCCGUCCUGGCGAAAAUCAUGCUCUUCAAAAUACUGGCACUGAUUCUCCUACAAGGUGUCUUCGAUGCUCUGGUCAUAUCCGAGGUCAACCCCGCAGAUCUCCCAGACUCCAACAGGAAGUCUGACUCCGGGAUGUCCGCGGGUCCACAGCUGUCUGAGGCAAUGGAGACAAAGUCCAGACCCAAGCGCUGCACGUGUUAUUCCUACAAGGAUAAAGAGUGCGUCUACUACUGCCACUUGGACAUCAUCUGGAUCAACACUCCUGAACGCACUGUGCCCUAUGGAAUGUCGAGCUACAGAGGACCUCAGCGAAUAAGACGUGCUGUUGGUGGACCAACAACUGACUGCAAGGAGGCAAAGACUCAGCGCUGUGUUUGUGCUGUGCUUGACACAGAUACUGAGUGCCAUAAUUUUUGUCUGUCAAGCCCCAUGCAGACAGUGCCAAUCAGGAGUUUCCUCAGAGUGCCCGGUCCAGGAUGAUAGUUUGAUGCCUCUCCAUCUUCUGCUCUUCUCCUGUGAGGGAAUGGACCUUCCUAUCAUCUUCAGCCCCUUCACUCUUCUUUUGGCACUCUUGCCUCCACAUGUACACUCACAUUCAAGAAAAGAGCUUUGGAGUUUGACAAUACCGACAUUCUUCAGCAUCAUAACUCUUGGAGCAAGUUCCAUCAAGCUGAGCGGUUUAAAGAACUCUUCAGUAAAUUCGAUACAGAUCCCUUGAGGCUCUUUUGUUCCCUCUUGAGAGUAGCAAGAGGAUUAUUUUCACCAUAACAUAACAGACAAUGUCCUUGCUUCUGUUAAGCAUGAUCAUUUUUUUCACACCAAACAACACAGUGUGUUGGAUUACACUUGACUCUCUCUUUCAAAACAGUGAGAUAAGCUUGUAUCAGUCUUUCAGGGACAACAAAGACAUACACAGCAGAAAGACCAUGGAAAGUAGGAGUAAGGCAUGACCAUCUUGUAUCACUCCUUAAAAAAUACCAAAACAUGCAAAAAAAAAAAAAAAAAAAAAAAAAAAAUUAAAAAAAGGGGGAAAGUUUUUGAGCGCCUGUUUCAUGGGGCAUAUCGCUGAGCUUUGAAGUAUGAGACGAUGUGCAGUCUGUCUGGAAAGCAUUCAUGCCCUGCAUAUUUUGUUCAUAGCACUUCUUUCAGCAAUAAUAUAUCAAUCUGUUAUUACAGUAUCAGUCAUAUUUUGAGCUUUUACCCCAGUGCCUCACUGUGAACAAAUUUUGAAAAGACCAAAACCAAUUAUGAAUAUGUUUUUUCGAUCUUGAUAUCUUAUUCCUCUGUGCCAUAGUUGUCCAUUGUUGUCCCAGAGCUAUUAAAAAUACAUUAAUGAACCACACUGUGGAACUGGGUGACAUGUUCCCUCAUCAUAAAUAACACAGGCACUGUAGUAUAUAUAUAUAUGUAUAGUGUAUAUUAAUCCCCAGCUGAAAAUGGUCCCCUAUAAAUGCAGUAUGUGCUCCAUUUGUGAAAAAAACUGAAGUAUCCAGCUGUUUCGGGAUAAUACUCAGCUUUUAUAAAAGAUUAAACUAUAUAUUUAUGACUCAUUUUUACAGAUUUAUAUUUUCUUAGAAAUAAAUGGACGAGGGACUGAAUGUUACAGGCUGGAUAGGGAAGAUGGAAAGCACUGAGAGUGUCUGAAAAUACUAAAUAAUUCCAGAUUUAUCUUUCCAGGCUAAAUGGCUUUGAUUGGGAGCCACAUUUUAACAAAUUACAACUCCUUAGUGAAUUAAUUCAAUGACUCUAUGGAGUAAAGAAAAAACUGAAUGCACCAUGUAGCUCUAAUUCGAAACAGACUGUGGUAUAAGCAUGUUGAAUUCUGGGAAACUAUACUGCUAUCAGAGUUUAAAAUUAUAUAAACAUUCAGUUGAUUGAUUCUUUUCCUUCCUUUUGGGGCUACAUGUGCUCUUCCAUCAGUAAUCAAAUCCUUCCGGUUUCUCUCUCCUGUGCCUCCAUGAGUCUGCGUCCCUGUCCAGUUUGUCACAUAGUUCUUUUGGCUGCUUCCGAGCUAUCUACUUAUUUAUCUUAUUAAAAUGUGUGCACCUUGUAUAAUUUUCCACCAAAAACAGAAAUAGCUCUCCUGCCAAAAGAACAGUGUUUUUUUUUUUUUGUUUUUUUUUUGUCUCUGAUUUGUUUUUUGGGGGGUUUUUUGGUCAUUUUUUUUUGUCUAGGAGCAUUGUGUUUCAACAAACCAAACAGUUUAGAAAAUUAUGUGGUCCACUGUCAAAAAUAAACGGGCACAACAGAAAGAGUAAGUGGACAUGUAUUUGUUACUGUCUCUUGGUUUGUGGCCAGUGUGGUUACAUUACACUGGGAGUAUUUCCAUGAAGAUCAAAUUUAAUGUGAGGAGACAACACACUCUGUUUGGCACAACCUUUCCGGUGUGCCUUGAGGCUUAAAAUGGGAAUACAGGUUUCUUUUCUAUAUUUAGAAUUACAUGUAUAAUUUGCUGCC